AUGGGUAACUGUUACCUUAAACACGAAAAGAAAAUCGCUCAUCUGUUUGGUCGCUAUGGACGAUUCCUGGCACGACAUCCUAUUAAAAUCCUGGUUAUCGCCAUCGCAGUGAAUUGUCUUCUUGGUCUAGGUAUGCUUCGACUCGAGGAGGAAAGUAAUGCAGAAUUACUAUAUACACCAGUAAACAGCCAGUCUUCAAUAGACAGGGAUUAUUUACAGAGCUUAUAUCCAACAUCAUUGGAUUUCUAUUCACAUAAAGAUUUAUCCCGCUUUAUUGAAGUUCUUAUCCUCACGAAAGACAGGGGAAAUAUGCUGACGUCAGAGUUUUUAGAUGAUAUUAACUCCGUUGAUAAUCACAUUCAGAAAACAAUUUUCAUCAACAAAACUGGAACACUUUACUACUUCACUGAUGUGUGUGCCAAACAGAGUGGCUCUUGUGUAGUAUCGGGUGAUAUUUUUUUGUCAAGUGAUUUCAAGCAAAUGAUGUUGGCGAAUAAUAUCACAUACCCUAUAUUCAAGCACACAUCUCUAACUUCUUUUCUUGCGAGUCCAUCUGCGGCAAACGGUCUGCUUACAUCCGCCAUCGGAGUAAAGCUUACAUAUCAUCUUCAUCUUCUUAGUGUGCAUUCAGAUCAGUGGGAAGAAGCUUUUGUGAAUGCCAUUACGGAUGCUGCUGUCAAUGUCUCAGAAUUAGCUUACUCAUAUUCAUUGGCCUUAGAUCACGAACUUGAGAAGAAUAUAUUUGGAGAUAUUUUCUAUUAUGCUGCGACAUUAACAAUAAUGAUGAUGUAUGCUUCCAUUGCCACCUCGAGAAUGAACUGUAAUUUUAUAGCAGACAGAAGUCUUUUAGGCCAGGCUGGAGUUUUUGCAGCUGUUCUUUCUGUCAUGUCUUCCGUUGGUUUUGUGAGUCUUAUCGGAGUGAAGAUCAUAAACAUUGUCGCCUUCACACCUUUUCUUGUCGUAGGAAUUGGAAUAGACGAUGUUUUCAUUUUGAUGUCGGGUAUAGCUGAUGCUAAGUCGGUAGACAAAUCCAGCGUAUCGGACAGAAUUUACUUCAUGAUGAAGACCAGUGGAAUAGCCAUCACCAUCACGUCCGUAACAGACUUUCUUGCCUUUCUCAUUGGAACAAGUUCCGUCUUCAUUAGCGUCAGGAACUUCUGUAUAUACUCUGGCGUUGCAGUGUUAUUUUGCUACGUCAAUCAAAUAACUAUAUUUUCCUCAAUCAUAGUCUUAAAUGAAAGAAGGAUUAAAACCAAUCGCCAUUGUGUGGCUUGUUGUCUGCCAACAAAGGAUAAAGAAUCGUUGAGAGAGGAUGGGAAAACAGGAUGUUUACUUUACGCAUGUGCCGGAUAUCCACCUAACGAUCGUAGUGACGUCGACAGUCCUUUGGAGAGGUACCCAAAGAAACUCAUUAAAAAAAUAAUUAGUCACUUGACAUUGAAAAUCAUAAUUAUAGUUUUGUUUGUCAUUUACUUUGGGUUUUCUGUGUAUGGUGCCGUCCACCUUGAACAAGGACUUUCUCUACAAAAUCUUGCUGCGGACGACUCCUUCUUUCACAAAUACGCCACAUGGAUUGACGAAUACUUUGGUACAGAUAUAGUUAUGUCUUUUAACGUAAAGAAUACUCAGACAUAUUCUUCUGCAUGGACACAGAGUGUCAUAACGUCAGUACUAACUACGGCGAAGAACGACAAAGACAUGGAUUCGUCCUAUGAAAUCAACUGGUUGAUGGCCUUCAAACAAUCCCAUCUGUAUGUUAAUACUUCAGAAUCUGCGUUUAUUAGAGCUCUCCAGACAUUUUUGACAAAUAUGACACAGUAUGCCAGUGAUGUAGUGAUUGAUUCGGCAGGAUCGACUAUCACCUCCUCUCGCUUUUACUUGAAGAGUAACAGCAUAAAGUCUAAUUAUGACAAAGGUCAAUUGAUGCUGCGCAUGCGGGGAGUGAUGAAUGAUUCUGUCAUUCCCAUAAUAGUAUAUUCUUACUUGUUUAUUUUCUUCGAACAAUUUGUUGAAAUUCUCCCAAGCACGUUGCAAACUGUCGGAAUCGCCAUCGUUGUUAUAAUAGUCGUCACCAUCUUCUUCAUGCCUCAUCCAACCCUUAUCACCAUUAUAGCGGUGUCCUUAUUUACCAUACUUCUUGGAUUGUUUGGAUUUAUGUAUUUUUGGGAUAUUUCCCUCAGUUCCAUAUCCAUGAUACACCUUGUCAUGACUGUUGGGUUCUCGGUAGAUUUCAGCGCCCACAUCUGCCACGCCUACCUUGCCGUAGACUCAGAUAACAGAGAUACUAAAGUUCAGCUUGCCUUGGACAGGUCAGGAGGACCAAUAUUCAAUGCCGCGUUUUCCACGCUCCUGGGGAUCUCUGUCUUCGGAUUUGCCAACAGUUAUAUUUUUAAAACGUUUGGAAAGCUUAUGUUCCUUGUGAUAUUUUUUGGUCUUGCCCAUUCGGUGAUUUUGAUUCCAGUGGUGUUAUCAUUCGUUGGACCAUUAAACACAACAAAGAAGUCAAAGUCAAAAUCCACACAACCGUCAAGCGUUAAAUCAAGAAAAAGUCCUAUUUAUUGGAUAGUCUUGGGUAAAAAGCGGAAGAGCUGUUAAUAGAUGUUUUAUUUUCUGUAUUUUUUCUUGAAUUGUUUGUAAUAUAAUUCCGAACU
Molecule: messenger RNA, 2651 nt
Organism: Ostrea edulis (European flat oyster)
Lineage: Eukaryota; Metazoa; Mollusca; Bivalvia; Ostreida; Ostreidae
Product: patched domain-containing protein 3-like
Exons: 3
Coding region: 1-2595 (864 amino acids)
Cellular component (GO): membrane
Source: RefSeq, a predicted model, not a curated record